AGCAGGGCUGGGUCUUGGGGCCGUCCUGGCCGCGCCCAGCCCCCUCCCGCCAUGCUGCCCUCGGGGCCCCGCGGGUCCGCGCCGCUCGUUGCCGCCGUCCUGCUGGUGCUUGGGGCUCCUCUGGCGCUGGCGAGUGAAGACUGCUUGUGGUAUCUGGACCGGAAUGGCUCCUGGCAUCCAGGAUUUGACUGCGAGUUCAUCACCUUCUGCUGCGGGACCUGCUACCAUCGGUACUGCUGCAGGGACCUGACCUUACUCAUCACCGAGAGACAGCAGAAACACUGCCUAGCCUUCAGUCCCAAGACCAUAGCAGGCAUCGCUUCUGCUGUAAUCCUCUUUGUUGCUGUGGUUGCCACCACCAUCUGCUGUUUCCUCUGUUCCUGCUGCUACCUAUACCGAAGGCGCCAGCAACUCCAGAGCCCAUUUGAAGGCCAGGAAAUUCCUAUGACAGGCAUCCCAAUGCAGCCCAUAUACCAAUACCCCCCGGACCCCAAAGCUGGCCCUGUACCUCCACAGCCUGGUUUCAUGUAUCCACCUAGUGGCCCUGCUCCUCAGUACCCUCUCUACCCAGCUGGGCCCCCAAUUUACAACCCUACAGCUCCACCCCCCUAUAUGCCACCACAGCCCUCUUACCCAGGAGCCUGAAGAAACAGCUGUGGUUCUGCUAUCCCUUCCAUGAUGCUGUUUUUGGGACAUUCCCCAUCCUGUAUCUGCAUCCAGCCCUGGGGGUGGGCAUGGGUCUUCUAGUGACCAGGUCCCAGAUCAAGCCAAGCCUUGGGCCCUGCUAGGAACAGAGCCCCCAAGAAGUGGAACGUGAGCUGAGUUGGAACCAGGCCAUGGAUGAGGGGUGGGUCGGGAGGGCUCGGGAUUCAUGAGCUAUUUUUAAUGGGAGACAGGGAGUAAGAUGAGAACCUGGGUCACAGUCUGUGUUUUCAAGUAGUCCCUCUGCUCCCAGGAUCCCGGUCAGAAAGGUGGGGCCGCUCCUCUUUGCCCACUUUGGGCUGAAGUGGAGACAGUGGCAGGCUCUGUCAGCACCUGGCCACAGCCCUUUCCUCUGGAUGCCCCACCGGCCAGAGCUCAGGCCUCCUGGAUUAAAGCUGUAAUGCUAUAACUCA
This is a messenger RNA of Acomys russatus (golden spiny mouse), 1115 nucleotides long. It is a transcript of the gene Shisa4, whose product is annotated as shisa family member 4. Lineage: Eukaryota; Metazoa; Chordata; Mammalia; Rodentia; Muridae. The coding region runs from base 52 to 645 and encodes 197 amino acids. The record is from RefSeq and is a predicted model, not a curated record. The transcript has 6 exons.